This is a messenger RNA of Balaenoptera musculus (blue whale), 2520 nucleotides long. It is a transcript of the gene METTL4, whose product is annotated as methyltransferase like 4. The coding region runs from base 260 to 1672 and encodes 470 amino acids. NCBI's taxonomy places the organism in Eukaryota, Metazoa, Chordata, Mammalia, Artiodactyla, Balaenopteridae. The record is from RefSeq and is a predicted model, not a curated record. Gene Ontology annotation, molecular function: nucleic acid binding; site-specific DNA-methyltransferase (adenine-specific) activity; RNA methyltransferase activity. Gene Ontology annotation, cellular component: RNA N6-methyladenosine methyltransferase complex; nucleus; cytosol. The transcript is spliced from 9 exons.
UUAAAUUUAGCUGUGAACACCCGAGCGCUUUAUGUCCCUGAGUAGCGAGCAGAGCGCUCCAGGCAGCCCUGGAAACGUUUUUUCCGUACAGCAACAUGGGGGCUCCAGUUGACUGUUAGAGAAGGAGAUUUUUUUUUUUUUUUCCUGUGCCCUGAAAGGAGUGUCUUUCAGGACCACUGUUUAGAUGGGUGCUGUUUCAUGAAGCAAGUCUGGGAAGGCGGCGUGCACUUUGCUGACAAGGGAGGCGGCGAGGAAGAGUAUGUCUGUGGUGCGUGAGCUAUCACCAGGAUGGUUACUGGAUCAUCUUUCUUUCAUUAACAAGAUAAGUUAUGAACUUCACCAGCAUCAUGAGCCUUGUUGCAGUAAAAAAGAGCCUACUUCUUCUGUUCAUCUUGAUACUCUUCACAUGGAUUCUGUGUCCUCUUUUGGAGCCUCUGCUACCUGUAUUGCUUCUACCACUAAGCCAGAAAAUGAUGAUGGAGGAAAUUGUGAAAUGUUCAUACAAAAAUAUGUUUUUCGAUCUGAACUGUUUGAUGUCACCAAACCUUAUAUAACUUCUGCUAUUCACAAAGAAUGCCAACAAAGUAAUGAAAAGGAAGAUCUAGUAAAUGAUGUUAAGAAAGAAAUCUCCAUUUCUGUUAAUGGAAAGAAGCGUAAGAGAUGUGUUGAUUUCAAUCAAGGUGAAUUGGAUGCUAUGGAAUACCAUACAAAGAUCAGGGGGCUGAUUUUGGAUGGAUCUUCGCAGUUAAUCCAAGAAGGUCUCAAAAGUGGCUUUCUUCAUCCACUUUAUGAAAAACGGGACAAGUAUAGUGAGCCCAUUACCUUACCACUUGAUACCUGCAAUUUGUCAGAAUUAUGUGAAAUGGCAAAGCAUUUGCCUUCUCUAAAUGAAAUGGAACUUCAGACAUUACAAUUGAUGGAAGAUGAUAUAUCUGUUACAGAGCAGUAUUUAUUUUCACGGAUUGUUGAUAACAACUCUAGCUUUACAAAAAUGAUUACUUUAAUGGGACAGAAAUACCUGCUGCCACCAAAAAGCAGUUUUCUUUUGUCUGACAUUUCUUGUAUACACCCGCUUCUGAACUGUAAGAAAACAUAUGAUGUAAUUGUGAUAGAUCCACCAUGGCAGAACAAAUCAGUUAAAAGAAGUAACAGAUAUAGUUAUUUAUCACCACUGCAAAUAAAGCAGAUACCUAUCCCUAAGCUGGCUGCUCCAAACUGUCUUGUUGUUACUUGGGUGACGAAUAGACAGAAGCACCUACGUUUUGUUAAGGAAGAGCUUUACCCUUCUUGGUCUGUGGAGAUAGUUGCUGAAUGGCACUGGGUAAAAAUCACCAGUUCAGGAGAGUUUGUGUUCCCAUUAGAUUCUCCACACAAAAAGCCUUACGAAGGUCUUAUACUGGGAAGAGUUCGAGAAAAAGCUGCUUUACCAUUAAGGAAUGCAGAUGUAAAAGAGCUCCCCAUUCCAGAUCACAAGUUAAUUGUCAGUGUGCCCUGUACGCUUCACUCACAUAAGCCACCUCUUGCUGAGGUUCUAAAAGACUAUAUCAAGCCAGAGGGGGAAUGUUUGGAAUUGUUUGCUCGAAAUUUACAGCCAGGUUGGACUAGUUGGGGCAAUGAAGUCCUCAAAUUUCAACAUGUGGAUUAUUUUGUUGCUCUGGAGUCUAAAAGUUGACUAUGUUCUUAAAAUUGUGUUUUUCUUCAGUUUUUCCUCACUCCUUCUGCCUUCAUUCUAAUAGAUUUUUCCUAUUUAUUACCAACCAAUAUGCUUAGAGAUGUAAACAGGACUGGGUUUUUCAGCAAAAUGAUUAGAAGUGACUAGCUGUCAUAUAAUUUUGAGAUGAAUUUUACUUCAGUUGCACUAGUAUUUCACAUUAUUCUGAGCUCUACAAAUAAAGAGGUAAGCAGUUAGAAUGAUGGCAAGACUUUGUUACUGAAAAAGUUUAGAAAGCAUGCACUAUGGACCUGAAGUCACAAUUCUAUGUAUGGGUGUGUUUUGUUUGGCCCAUAUGGUGUUGUAAAAAAAAUUGGAGCCAUCAUUCUAAAAAAUCAGGAAAUUUCACAUAAGUCCAUAUUUCUUCCUUUCUUUAAAUAUCAGAAACUCUGGCUACACUGUGGCCUGUGUUCUUUCCUGGCAUCAGUCUAUGGGACCCAGUGGUAGCAGCUCAUUUGGGAAGGGCCAUGUACUCUCCAGUUUACCACAGUAACCUUUGUCCCAUGCCACUCACUUAUAUUGUCUACCUGACCCUUGUACAACCUGAAUUUAGAACGUCUAGUAUACUGCUACAUUCUGGAAAAUGUAUUCAAAGACCUGCUAAGUACUGCAUCAUUGUUCUGAGUUCAUGAAACAUUUUUUGGAGGGUUUUAAAUUUCAUUCAGGGUCACUUUUCAAUGUCAGAAAGUAAACACUGCUUGGACUUAAUUGAUACUUAUAGAACAUUCCAUCCAAAAGCAGCAGAAUACACAUUCUUCUCAAGCACGCAUGGAACAUUCUCCAGGAUAGAUCACAUGCUGGGCCACAAA